This is a messenger RNA of Rhododendron vialii, 1676 nucleotides long. Its product is annotated as probable glycosyltransferase At5g25310. The transcript has 4 exons. The record is from RefSeq and is a predicted model, not a curated record. Bases 117 to 1559 code for a protein of 480 amino acids. Gene Ontology annotation, molecular function: glycosyltransferase activity. Lineage: Eukaryota; Viridiplantae; Streptophyta; Magnoliopsida; Ericales; Ericaceae.
CGCCUUUUUCAAUUUCGUUUUCCUAAUUCGUGCCAAAUUCCUAAUCCAGCAUCUACACAACAAUCCUUUAGAGAGAGAGAGAGAGAGAGAAGAAGAAGAAGAAGAAGAAGAAGAAGAUGAAGAUGAGCUAUGGAUCUGCCUGUGCUUCUUCUGUGAUUGCCUCUGUGUUUGUGAUUUCAAUCGUCCUGAUUAUGAUCGUCUCACGCAAAUCCGGUUCCCUUAUCACGUGCUUCGGAAAUUGUUCCGAUAAUUCAGAAUUCAGAGUGCCGAUUGUGGAGUUACGAACCAAGGUUAAUGUAUCACGAGCUGUGCUUCUCUCUGAUCGAUCAUCCUCUGCUACUACUACUAGUUCCUCCCUCAACCGUCGUUUCAAAAACUUAAACGCAAUUAGAGAAGAAUACAGAGGGCUAGAGCUAGGGCUAGCGCGAGCAAGAGCUUCCAUUCGGAUGGCGGCUUCUAGUCGAAACCUGUCGUUAGACGUCCACGACGGUGACGCACUCACUGGCCGCAUCUACCGCAACCCUGGCUCAUUUUAUCAGAGUUAUAUGGAGAUGGAGAAAAGAUUCAAGGUAUACGUGUACGAAGAAGGGGACCCACCGAUAGUCCACGACGGGCCCUGCAAAGACAUAUACACAUCGGAAGGGAGAUUCAUACACGAGAUGGAGCAAGCUGCUGGGAGGUUCAGGACAAGGGAUGCGCACCGUGCGCACGUUUACUUCAUGCCCUUCAGCGUCACCUUGAUGGUCAAGUACCUCUACAAGCCUCUGUCUUACGACGUCCGACCGCUCCAACAGUUCGUGGAUGAUUACGUGAGAGUGGUAUCCACCAAAUACCCAUUCUGGAAUCGGACGCAUGGGGCUGACCACUUCAUGCUCUCUUGUCAUGAUUGGGGCCCACACGCCUCGAGAGGCCAUGCCCAACUCUACAACACAUCCAUCCGAGUCCUAUGCAAUGCCAACUCCUCCGAAGGCUUCAACCCACAAAAAGACGUCACCCUCCCCGAAAUCCACCUCUCCAGCGGCGAAAUCUCCCCCAAACUCCUCUCCCCGCCGCCACGUCCCACCGCUCCCCGGCCCCACCUUGCCUUCUUUGCCGGCGGCGUCCACGGCCCCAUCCGCCCCGCCCUCCUCCGCCACUGGAAAGACCGCGGCGACACCGACAUGCGCGUCUACGAAUACCUGCCCGAAAACCUGGACUACUACACCCUCAUGCUCGAGUCCAAGUUUUGCUUGUGCCCCAGCGGGUAUGAAGUGGCUAGCCCGAGAAUAGUCGAGGCCAUUUACGCCGAGUGCGUCCCAGUGAUACUGUCGGAAAACUACGUGCUGCCGUUUAGCGAUGUGUUGAGGUGGGAGGAGUUUUCGGUUGCGGUCAAGGUUUCGGAUAUUGGGAGAUUGAAGGAGAUUCUGAUGGGUGUGGGGGAGGAGAAGUACUUGAGGUUGAAGGAGGGUUUGAGGGCUGUGAGGAGGCAUUUUGUGUUGAACCAACCGGCUCAGAGAUUUGAUGCGUUUCAUAUGGUUUUGCACUCUGUUUGGCUUAGGAGAUUGAACUUGAGACUUUGACUAGGCGUAGUACUGUUCAUGAACUUAUCAAGCAAAGUACAUGAUUUUUUUUUUUGGUUGGUUGAGCUAAAGAAAGGGCUACAUGUGUAUAUUAAAAUUACUUAUUGCAUGGUUCCA